AUGUCAACAACAUACCAGCAAUUGAGUUCCACGGGCAGCAAGAUCAUCCAUUUCCUAACCCGUUGCUCUUCCGCCAGUCACCUUCACCAAAUAGAAGCGCAGUUCAUCCUCCAGAGCCUCCAUGCCGAUACCAAAAUCGCUUACCACUACAUCAACGCCGCGGAACGCCUCUCCGUCCUCCAUCCAUCUCUGCCGCUCUUCUUGAUCCAUCUCCCCAAGCCCCAUGUCUUCACUUACAACACUCUCGUCAAGGCCUUCUCGCACUCCAAGGACCCUGGCCUCCCGCUUUCCUUGUACACCCAUAUGCUGCAGUGUUCUCUACUCCCCAAUAACUACACUUUCCCUUUCCUUCUCAAGUCCCUGUCCGACUUCCGACGCUUCAAGCAAGGUCAGUGUGUGCAUUCUCACCUAGUGAAAUGGGGCCAUCUGGGUGAUAUUUAUGUCCUGAACUCGCUGCUUAAUUUGUAUGCCUCCUGCGGGAGCAUGGACAUGUGUCGCAAAGUGUUCGAUAAAAUGUCCGACAGAGAUGUGGUGUCCUGGACUGUGUUGAUUAAGGGUUACGGAAAAUCUGGCAAGUUCGACGAUGCGUUGAUUGCUUUUGAGAUGAUGCCAUAUGAUGGCGUGGUGCCCAAUCACGUCACCAUGGUGAACGCGUUGGCUGCUUGUGCUGGUUCCGGGGCCAUUGAAAUGGGAAUCCGGAUACAUGAUUUUAUCACCGCGAGUGGGUGGGAGUUGGAUGUGAUUUUGGGGACUUCUCUGGUCGACAUGUAUCUGAAAUGCGGGAGAAUUGAGGAGGGAACAAGCGUGUUCAGAAACAUGAAAGAAAGGAACCUGUUUACUUGGAAUGUGUUGAUCAAAGGGUUGGGCUUAGCUAAAUGUGGACAAGAAGCUAUUUGGUGGUUUAACAACAUGGAGCAAGAAGGAUUGGGGAUUGAUGAGAUCACUUUGGUGAAUGUGCUUACUGCCUGUAGCCAUUCGGGUUUCGUUGACGUUGGAAAGCAGAUUUUCAAUUCCCUGCUUCAUGGGAAGUAUGGAUUUCCCCCAGGGCUAAAGCAUUAUGCUUGCGUUGUCGACCUCCUAGCUCGUGCAGGGUGCUUGUAUGAGGCUUUAGAAUACAUCAGAGAGAUGCCCUUUGAGCCAACGAAGUCCAUGUGGGGGUCUUUGCUGAAUGCUUGUAAAGAUCAUGGGAAUUUAGAACUUACCAAGUUCAUAGCUGAAAAGCUUGUGGAAUUGGAGCCUGAAAACAGUGCUUACUAUGUGGUUCUGGCUAACGCAUAUGCAGAGAUGGGAAGAUGGAACGAUGCUGCUGAAAUCAGGAAUAUAAUGAAAGAAAAGGGACUCAAGAAGGAGUUAGGCAGCAGCUUGGUCGAAUCAAAUGCUGGCGCACAGGUUGUGUGCUCUGCUGAUGGAGGAUACUGGGGGUGUUCAUACGGAUAG
This is a messenger RNA of Linum tenue, 1437 nucleotides long. NCBI's taxonomy places the organism in Eukaryota, Viridiplantae, Streptophyta, Magnoliopsida, Malpighiales, Linaceae. The record is from the annotation of a GenBank genome assembly.